Molecule: messenger RNA, 1624 nt
Organism: Amphimedon queenslandica
Lineage: Eukaryota; Metazoa; Porifera; Demospongiae; Haplosclerida; Niphatidae
Product: general transcription factor IIF subunit 1-like
Exons: 11
Coding region: 74-1462 (462 amino acids)
Biological process (GO): positive regulation of transcription elongation by RNA polymerase II; transcription initiation at RNA polymerase II promoter
Cellular component (GO): nucleus; transcription factor TFIIF complex
Molecular function (GO): TFIIF-class transcription factor complex binding; RNA polymerase II general transcription initiation factor activity; DNA binding
Source: RefSeq, a predicted model, not a curated record
UGCGGUGUUUUACGGAUAUGAGUUUCCGUAAAAUUAGCAGUAGUUUAUUACUAGUUAUAAUUCGUGUUUUAUCAUGGCCACUCAAGAAUAUUCAGUCAAACUUGGAAAUCCAGACAACAAAGAGUAUAAUAUAAUGAGAUUCAAGCCACCACACAAUUGUGACCUUCAGCAACUCACUAAUCCCAAGUUGGAUCGCCAAGAGACAAAGGAACAGGACGAGGGAAAGGUUGAGCGAGUCCUUGAAGGAGAGGGAACAGAGUACAGGCAGAAGGAGAGAGAGGACGCCAAGAGAAGGAGGCGUGGCUUUCGUGCUAGGAAAGCCAACCCAGCUGAUCAGCCAUGGAUACUCAGAGAACACAAGAAAGGAGGAAAACAUUUUAUAGGACGUAAGGAAGGUGGGAUUAACAGCAGUGCCUCUUAUUACCUCCUGUCUCUUGGAGCCAAUAACUCAUUUGAAGCUUAUCCCAUUUCAAACUGGUAUAACUUUGUACCUCCUGUCAAAUAUAAUUAUUUGAAUGACGAGGAGGCAGAAGAGAGAUUUGAGAAGAGACACAAGACACUCAAUUAUUUCUCGAUUAUGAUGAGCAAGAGGAUCAAGGAGAAGACAGAAGAUGAAACUGACCCACUGACAGUCACAUCAAAAGCUGCCAAGGACUCUGAUUCAGAGGCUGAGUUUUCAUCAGUUGGGAGUGACACUGAUGAUAAACCCAAAUCUUCCAGUAAAGGAAAGAAAGGCAAGAAAGGAGAUUCUAAGAAGAAAAGGAAAGCCUCAGCAGCUGUUAAGAAUGAUGACAGCGAGGCAGGAGAAGAGACUGAUGAAGGUGACAUGGAAUCACAAGAAAUGGAUUAUUAUUCAACCACCAGCUCUGAUGGAGAAGAGGAAAGACUUCUCAAAGAGGUGAAGGAGCAGCCAAGAGAUGAUGCUGAAGUUGAGAGGAAGGAGGAAGGAGGGAUUGAUGAAGUGUUUGGGGAUAAAAGCUCAUCUUCAUCUGAUGAAGGAGAGGACCUAACUGAAAGUGGAAAAGAGUUGAAGGCAAUUAUACGCAAGCAAGAACCAGUCAAAGAAGAAGAAGAAGAAGAAUUGGAGUCUGAAGAAGAAAGCAAAGAAUCCAAUCAGAAAACUUCAAGUCCGUCAAAAGGGAGUGCUGGUAGUACAAAGAGAGUGUUGGAGUCUCCAUCAGUGGAAGGACCAUCAAAGAAGAAGAUCAGGAAAGAGGAGGAGGAGAAACAGCCCAUAAGACCAGAUAGGAUCACCACUCAUGAGGUGUACAAGUAUUUAUCAAGGAAGCCAAUGACUUCUAAAGCAUUGAUGAAGAAAUUCAUAAAGUUAAAGCCAGAAAUGGAUAAAGACUCCAUUACAGGAGCUCUUGCUGCUAUACUUAACUCAUCAAUGUCACUGAUAGAGACACAAGUGGUUGAUAAGAAGAAGAGAUAUUCCAUUCGCUCUAAAGGAGACUCAUAGCAGUCUCCAUCAAUCCACUUAGUACUUGUGAAGUUGUGAUAAACUUUUUAAAAGUGGACAUUAUUGUAUUUCAAUGAAAUAACAUGCUAACAUUAUCAUGCUAUUAUACCAAAAACUGUAAAUUUAAGAUAAAUUAGUACAAUCACUAUUUUCUAAAAUAAA